Molecule: messenger RNA, 1868 nt
Organism: Homalodisca vitripennis (glassy-winged sharpshooter)
Lineage: Eukaryota; Metazoa; Arthropoda; Insecta; Hemiptera; Cicadellidae
Product: solute carrier family 2, facilitated glucose transporter member 1-like
Exons: 11
Coding region: 224-1660 (478 amino acids)
Biological process (GO): monosaccharide transmembrane transport
Cellular component (GO): membrane
Molecular function (GO): hexose transmembrane transporter activity
Source: RefSeq, a predicted model, not a curated record
UCUGUUUCAACCCUGAUUUGGGGAUUGAAUGGACGGCUGUUGUUUGCUAUUGCAGUUGCAGCAGUUGGUUCUUCCUUUCAGCACGGCUACAACACAGGGGUUGUCAAUGCACCACAAAAAACAUCAUAUGAGCUUGAACAUCAAACUUCUUAGUUCAAGAGUAUAACCAAUUUUGUUGAUCCUUCAAGGAUUUGAGACUGAGCACGGGCCAGCUUCUGAUGUCAUGUAUAAAUAUGUACAUGUGCCUAUCUGCACCUCCCAUUUGGUGAUGGUGAUAGAAGCUUUCAUCAGAGAUGUACUGGCAAGUCGAAAGGGUGAGUCGACAAAACCAGAAGACAUCUCACAAGAAUCUGUGACAACAGUGUGGGCUACUGCUGUAGCCAUCUACUGUGUAGGAGGUAUGCUCGGAGGAGCACUGGUGGGUCUCACUGCCAAAACCCUAGGCCCUAAAGGAGGUCUUUUUUGGAACAACUUAUUCGUCUUUAUUGGCGCUUUACUUCAAGGAUUUUCAAAAAGUGCUCUUUCAUAUGAAUUAAUAGUGAUUGGUCGAUUUAUUAUUGGCAUAAAUUCAGGUCUAAAUGCAGGAUUAGCUCCAAUGUAUUUGACCGAAAUUUCACCAGUUAAUCUUAGAGGAGCAGUUGGAAGUACUUAUCAGUUAGUGCUCACCAUAUCUAUUCUCAUCUCUCAGAUCAUGGGUUUAAGUUCUGUGAUGGGCACUGCAGAUUUAUGGCCUAUUCUUCUGAUUGUCUGUGUACUUCCUGCAGUUUUUAUGGUUCUGGGUUUACCUUUCUGUCCAGAGUCACCCAAAUAUUUACUGACUCAAAAAUCAAAAGAUGAAAAGGCUCAGAAAGCACUAACAUGGUUUAGAGGCACAACUGAAGUUCAAGAUGAGAUGGAGGAAAUGAGAGUUGAGAAAGAGCAAAUUAAACAUAUGCCAAAAGUUACUAUGAAAGAAAUGCUUGUUAACCGCUCACUGCGUAUUCCUCUCAUGAUUGCAGUGGUCAUCAUGUUAGGACAGCAAUUCUCUGGUAUCAAUGCAGUUAUAUUCUACUCUACAGACAUUUUCAAGUCUGCCAAUCUAAGCGAUUCCGAUGCUCAACUGGCAACUUUACUAAUGGGAGUUGUGAAUGUAAUGAUGACAGUUGUAUCUUUGGUCCUUGUUGAAAAAGCUGGGCGUAAAACUUUACUCCUCAUUGGUUUUGGAGGAAUGGUUAUUGAUACAAGUCUUCUAACUGUUGGCCUAUUUUGUGUUAAACAAUAUAAUUAUGUGUGGGUGUCAUAUCUCUGCAUCGCUUUUGUACUUUUCUUCGUCAUAAUGUUUGCUGUUGGUCCUGGCUCGAUUCCUUGGUUCCUUGUCAAUGAACUAUUCAACCAAUCAGCUCGCCCCAUGGCCUGCAGUAUUGCAGUCACAACUAACUGGACAGCAAACUUCUUUGUCGGUAUGGGCUUCCCGUUUUUAAAGAUAAUAGUAGCAGAAUUUUGUAUGGUCAUAUUUGUUAUCUUCCAAUUCCUCACGGUCCUUUUUAUAUGCAUCGUUGUUCCUGAGACCAAACAGAGACCUAUUGCAGAAAUUGUUGCCCUCUUCAGCAAACAAACUCCCGAUACGCCCUCUCCUGAUCAACCACCAGAAACAGACAACCCAGCUGCGCCUUCUGAAUAAUGAGUUAUUCUAAUUAAAAUUAAAACAUUGGUCCAAAAUAUUGUUGGGCCAUUUUUUCAGCUACUUUGAAUAUGGCUGAAGGAUUUAUUGUAAACGAUAUAGUUCUUCUCACCAGGCCACACUGAAGACCAUUUAAUUGAAACUAAGACAAUCUAUUAAAUUUCAUUUUAAAAAUUACACAAUAAAAUAAACUAUAUUAUGCAAAAUA